Molecule: messenger RNA, 2243 nt
Organism: Lotus japonicus
Lineage: Eukaryota; Viridiplantae; Streptophyta; Magnoliopsida; Fabales; Fabaceae
Exons: 9
Coding region: 128-2017 (629 amino acids)
Cellular component (GO): endoplasmic reticulum
Molecular function (GO): lipid binding
Source: RefSeq, a predicted model, not a curated record
CGGAGACUUAAAACUGAAGUCGUGUUGGAAGUUACUCUCAGUUGCAGCGAUGCCGGCGCCGCCAUGGUUGAUUCUGGGAUAUUCUACCAGUAUUUAGAUUUUAGCAGAGCUCCCCCACGUUCAAGAAAUGGCUGAACUACUAGCAGGAGCUGCUUUGGGUGCUGUGUUUGGAGAACUGUUGAAGAUUGUUUCGGACACAAUACCCAGGUGCGUUAACUUCAAAGAAACCUUAGCUCACCUCUCAACCACUCUAACACGAUUAGGUCCAAAAAUCCAAGAGAUACAGAAGCUAAACAAUGAGUUGGGUCGCCCCAAAGAGGAGCUUGAGUCGCUGUUAAUUAGUACAAUGAGAAACGGUAAGCAACUCGUUCUCCAAUGUUCACAAACCCGCUUCAAGUAUCUGAGUAAUCUGACCAGGCCAUAUUACGAGAGAAAGCUUCAAGCACUGAUAAAAUCGCUCGAGAGGUUUAUCACCAUUGAUUUGCAAGUUCAGAUGGCCAUAGAUCAAAAAGAAUCCUUGCAUCUUAACAGAAAAGCCGUGAGUCUUCUCAGAAAAUUUUGCAGUGCAAAGGCAAAAGAAAACGCAACAGCUUCAUCUUCUCAUUCUAUGUCUACCCCUGUGCUUGAAGUUGUCAAUGAAUCAGAACAAGAGGAACAAUCAGAGCUUUUGCUAUCGGCUCCCAACGACUCAAUGACAUCCUUGGAAAAAAGUUCAACAAAUGGAAUAGAUGCUAAUGCAGUUACACACAAGAAAAAAGAGGUUAUUGUUAGAGGAGGAUUCCUUUCUGUUACUGUGAUAUCUGCUGAAAACUUGCCUGCAUUGGAUUUAAUGGGAAAAUCUGAUCCCUUUGUUGUUCUGACCUUGAGGAAAGCAAAAUCAAAAGCCGAAACAAUACACAAAACCAAGGUUGUGAACAACUGCUUGAAUCCUUCUUGGAAUCAAGCAUUUGACUUUGUAGUGGAGGAUGGAUUACAUGAUGAGCUAAUUGUUGAAGUUUGGGACCACGACACUAUUGGAAAGGAUGAUUUUAUGGGGAGAUGCACAUUGUCGCUUAAGAGGGUAAUACAUGAGGAGGAAUACGAAGGACGUUUUAAGCUAGUUUGUGCUGAACGUUUUGGUGCUGAAUCUAGCUAUUUGAAGUUGCAUCUCAAGUGGAUGCAUCAACCAACUCACAGUGAUUCGAACUUUCUACCGUCCUUCAGCAAUGAUCUGGAGUUAAAGCCUGUUGGGAUAUUAAAAGUAAAGCUUAUGCAAGCAAAGGAAUUAACAAAUGAGCAUACUUUCCGAAAACCGGAACUAUUUGUUGUACUCCACAUGCAGGCUUCAGGUGAGAAAGGGAAAGAAAGCGAGACAAUUAACAAUGAUUUAAAUCCAAUUUGGAAUGAAAAUUUCGAAUUUAGCGUCACAGACGUAUCCACUGAACACUUGAUGGUUGAAGUUUAUGAUUCUAACCAUUUACGGUCAUCUAAAUUGAUUGGUUGUGCUGAGAUACGGCUUAGUGAACUUCAACCUGGUAAAGUAAAAUAUGUGUGGUCGAAGCUUGAGCCCUUGGAGAACCAAAGAGAUAACAAGAUUAGAGGGCAGGUACACGUGGAGCUUUUGUACUGUCCUUUAGACAAGCAAUUUGCUCCCAACUACUCAGGAGUCCUUUCCGUUACUGUGAUAUCUGCUGAAGACUUGCCUGCAUUGGAUUUAAUGAGAAAAUCUGAUCCCUUUGUUGUUCUGACCUUGAGGAAAGCAAAAUUAAAAGAAGAAAUUAGAAACACAACCAGGGUAGUGAACCAGAGCUUGGAUCCUAUUUGGAAUCAAAAAUUUGCCUAUGAUGUCGAGGAUGGAUUACAUGAUAUGGUAAUUGCUGAAGUUUGGGACAAGGACCCUUUUGGAAAGGAUGAUUAUAUUGGAAGAUGCAUAUUGUCACUUACCAAGGUAAUACUAGAGGGGGAAUACACAGAAAGUUUUGAACUAGUUGGUGCGCAAUCUGGUUCUUUGAAACUCCAUCUCAAGUGGAGGCGCUAAGUACUUGUUGGGUCAUUAUUACUUCAAUCUAUUCAUGCACUCGAUGAUUGUAAAAUUUGAAUUGCGUGUCUGUCUAUAUUGGUAGAUUCCGCAUGAUACAAUUCCAUCUUUUGAUUGUUUCUAAAGAUAUUGAGUUAUGUCAAUAAUUUGAUUUUGUGUAUGUGCUUUUUUGCACCUGAGUACGAUAAGUUCAUAAUGCUCUGCCAGGACAUGAAUUUGUUGUGAA